This is a messenger RNA of Colletotrichum orchidophilum, 672 nucleotides long. RefSeq lists its product as uncharacterized. The transcript has 3 exons. The record is from RefSeq and is a predicted model, not a curated record. The coding region runs from base 1 to 672 and encodes 223 amino acids. Lineage: Eukaryota; Fungi; Ascomycota; Sordariomycetes; Glomerellales; Glomerellaceae.
AUGUCUCCGACACCUCACAACCGCAACCAGACCUCGCAGACAACGACCCUGCUCAUCCUCUGCUUCAUCAUCAUCUGCCUCUUUCCGAACCUAUUUCAUUUUCUCUGGAACUUACCCCUCACGGCCCUUGGAUACGCAUUCUCGACAAGUAGCAGUAGCUCAAAGGCGACAACCCCACGUCAUACCCCACCACCACCGCCAACUCUCUCAUCCGCACCGACAAUGACGGGCUCCUGGUUCCAGAAGCAGCUCACGCUGCCCGCUCGCUCGCGCGGCUCGUACCUCAUCACCGACGAGAUUGUUGGCGCGCUGCCCGAGCUCAAGAACUACAAGGUCGGCAUCCUGCACUUGUUCGUGCAGCACACGAGCUGCGCCCUCAGUCUCAACGAGAACUGGGACGACGACGUCCGCGCCGACAUGAGCGACGCGCUGGACCGCAUCGCUCCCGAGGCCGGCCCCAAGGGCCAGGAGCUGUACCGUCACAGCGCCGAGGGUCCUGAUGACAUGCCGGCUCACAUCAAGAGCGCCCUCGUCGGCGCGAGUGUUACUAUCCCGAUCAAGGAUGGUAAGCUGGCCACCGGCACCUGGCAAGGAAUUUGGUACCUGGAGUUCAGGGCCAGCAAGCACCAGCGCCGCCUCGUGGCCACUAUCCAGGGAGAGCCCAAGGCGUGA